AUGGGCAAGGGCGCCUCCCGGGCGAACGCUCCCUGCUUCUGUCCCGGCUCCGUGCUGGUGGAAGAACCUCGCGCCUCGGCGCUAGGCUCUGACCUGAAGGAAAGUUUCUGUCAGUGUUUCCAGCAGAACAAAGAGACUCUGGGCCGUGACUUCCUUCCUGAUCUCCUCACAUCAGACUCAAACCCCUCAGGGCCAUCCCACGCACUGCACUGUCCCCCUGCGGCACCUUCUAAUCAGCACCACACUGUUUGUCCCCAAGAGGCACCGGGCUCAGUGGAGUACGCAGAGCUGAACGGGGAGCUGCAGCCUGAUGUCAACAGUUAUCCUCUGAAGCACUACCACCAGGAGCUGCCAGUGCCUGUCGACUGA
This is a messenger RNA of Knipowitschia caucasica, 369 nucleotides long. Lineage: Eukaryota; Metazoa; Chordata; Actinopteri; Gobiiformes; Gobiidae. The record is from the annotation of a GenBank genome assembly.